Molecule: messenger RNA, 3996 nt
Organism: Anguilla anguilla (European eel)
Lineage: Eukaryota; Metazoa; Chordata; Actinopteri; Anguilliformes; Anguillidae
Gene: oca2
Product: oculocutaneous albinism II
Exons: 25
Coding region: 432-2966 (844 amino acids)
Biological process (GO): melanocyte differentiation; melanin biosynthetic process; transmembrane transport
Cellular component (GO): melanosome membrane
Source: RefSeq, a predicted model, not a curated record
UACUUAAUUUUGUAUUAUGCAAAUCUACCCUGCACAAAUCCCAUGGACCACUGUUUCAACAACUCAAGUGAGAAAGCACUGCCCUAUUUUCAAAAGCCCAGCCUCCUCUUCUAGGUUUAGUGCACUACAGUGCUCCUCCCCAAGGCAAAUUGCUAAUGAAUCAUUGAAGUUUGUGUUUGGAGGAAAGGGGGCUGGUACAAUUGAACACCCUUAGCUGUCACUGAGGAACAGCCAGGGGUGGGGCACUCCCGACCUCCACCAAGGUGCAGCCCAAAACAAAGUGAUCUCUCUUCUGCACAGACCCAGCGAGGAGGCGACUUCAGCUUUGCCGGCUCUAACUGCCCCCAUGCCCUCACUGCAUCUUCAUCGACAUCCUCCUCCACGUCUUCAUCAGCUACUGAAGGUUCCAUUACUAGGAGCCAUCCUCCAGGAUGUAUUUGGAGAACAAGACCAAGCGGGAGGUGGAGAUGUCGCAGACGGUCGCGCAGAGCCACCAGGGGCGGAGCGGUCGCGGGACCUCGGACGCGGUCGCCGGCAACUUCGACGAGCCCAGACUGCUGAAGAGCUUCUCGGAGAUGAUGGAGACCCAGAAACUUCAGCAGGCCGUGGCGGCGGGGCCCCCCGGCCACUGCGUCAUUUACGCCAAGGACUUUGGCCCUGUACGAGAGGAGGAAAGGCACAACUUCAAUGUAAUUAAAUUCCUCAAGGGCAAAUCCAAACAGGGAGCUCGCACAGAGAACACUCCACUCCUCAAGUUCUCUCCAGAUGACAGCAUCACGUACAUGACCCUGCAUGACUCCGGCUUCUCCAUGGAGGAGGAGUCCUGGGACGGCAGCUCUCAGGAGCUGGAGCGGAGGUGCCGUCUUGGGAGCGAAGUGGCCAGCCUGUCUCGCUCCUCCUCCACAGACAAGUAUGACCCCCUGGACAACCUCCACCUCAACUUCACCCUCUCCAGCCGGAUAAGAUAUUGCUUGAGGAUCUCUAAAAUUGCCAGUAUGCUUGUCAUUGUUAUUCUCUGCUCAAUCUUCUUCAGCAUGUAUCCAGACCAUGAGAACCCCUGGCAAAUGCUAACGGUCUCACCAACAGAGAGUUUCUCCAUGAACCUGACAGACGUUCGAGACGACGUCCUCCUGAAGCUGCAGGUGGGCGGCCCGUUUGAGGGACAGGUGUCAGACAGUGGCACUGGGGACUACGUCCUGAUUCAGGUGGAGCAGACAGAAGAAGCAGGCCCGCGGAGGAGGCGUCAGCAGCAGGUAAUGCACAACUGGACAAUACCGUUACACUCCCAAAGGAAUGACCAGAUAAUUAAAUCCAGGACCUUUGAGAUACUAAGCAGCGCCCCCAUUCUCAUAACCGCACAGGUUUUCCCACGGGACGCCAAGGUGGUUCCCCUCGCCAUGACUCACCAGACCCUCUACGUCAGCGUGGAGACACAGGUCAUCAUCGCCGGAGUGAUCUUGGCAGGUGUUUACGUCCUGAUUAUCUUUGAGAUUGUUCACCGGACGCUGGCUGCUAUGCUGGGAUCUCUGGCUGCAUUGGCUGCCCUGUCCAUCAUUGGUGAUAGACCGAGCCUAAUGACAGUUGUGGAGUGGAUUGACUAUGAGACACUGGCAUUGUUGUUUGGCAUGAUGAUUUUGGUGGCCAUAUUUUCAGAUACAGGCUUCUUUGAUUACUGUGCAGUAAAGGCCUACCAGCUAUCCAGAGGAAGAGUAUGGCCAAUGAUCAUCAUCCUCUGCCUCAUUGCGGCCAUUUUGUCUGCUUUCCUGGACAAUGUGACAACCAUGAUGCUUUUCACUCCAGUCACUAUAAGGUUGUGUGAGGUUCUUAAUCUGGACCCCAGACAUGUCCUGAUUGCGGAAGUAAUCUUCACAAACAUUGGAGGGGCCGCUACUGCUGUCGGAGAUCCGCCAAACGUGAUCAUCGUCUCCAACCAGGACCUGCGCAAGAACGGGAUUGACUUUGCGGCUUUCACCGGGUACAUGUUCCUGGGGAUCUGUCUUGUGCUCCUCACGUCCUUUCCCUUUCUGAGAAUGCUUUACUGGAACAAGAAACUCUACAACAGAGAGCCCAUGGAGAUUGUGGAACUGAAGCACGAGAUUCUGGUGUGGAGACAGACGGCCCAGCGCAUCAACCCAGCUAGCCGCGAGGAGACGGCCGUCAAAUGCCUCCUGAUGCAGAAGGUUCUUAAUCUGGAGAGUCUCCUACGAAAGCAACUGAGAACCUUCCAGAGGCAAAUUUCACAAGAAGACAAAAACUGGGAGAACAACAUUCAGGAGCUGCAGAAAAAGCACAGAAUAACAGACAAAAUCCUUUUGAUUAAAUGCAUCACUGUCCUUGGAAUAGUCAUCUUCAUGUUCUUCCUCAACUCCUUUGUUCCUGGGAUACAUCUUGACCUCGGCUGGAUUGCCAUUCUUGGGGCUCUCUGGCUGCUGGUCUUGGCCGACAUACAGGACUUUGAGAUCAUCCUUCACAGGGUGGAGUGGGCCACACUCCUGUUCUUCGCUGCACUCUUUGUCCUAAUGGAGGCACUGGCCCAACUUCAGCUUAUCGAUUACAUUGGUGCACAGACAGCUUUGUUGAUUAAGUCAGUGCCAGAGGAGGAGCGUCUGGCUGUCGCCAUCAUUCUGGUGAUGUGGGUUUCUGCUCUGGCCUCCUCUCUCAUCGAUAACAUCCCCUACACUGCCACCAUGAUCCCUGUUCUGCUCAACCUGAGCCAAGAUGCCGAUGUGAACCUGCCAGUCAAGCCUCUCAUCUUUGCCUUAGCCAUGGGGGCGUGUCUUGGAGGAAACGGGACACUUAUUGGUGCGUCUGCUAAUGUGGUGUGUGCGGGGAUAGCAGAGCAGCAUGGCUAUGGAUUCUCCUUCAUGGAAUUUUUUAGGCUGGGAUUCCCCAUGAUGCUCAUGACUUGCACAAUAGGCAUGUGCUACCUGCUGGCCACUCACAUUGGGCUAGGUUGGAACACCUAAAGGCAUCCCGUCUUGGGAUCAAAGAGACUCUGUGUUCUGCUGCAGGGCUUGCCACAGUCUCUGUGACAAUGGGGAGAAAGGAGACUGUGCCAUUACAGAACACUUAACAUGCAGCUCCGUGAGAUUCUGAGAACGGCUCAAGUCCAAGCUCUUUACCGCAUUCCAAGUGCACCUACAGUACAGCGAAGCAACCAAACAUCGCAAAGUGAUGUGAAAAACAAAGAACUGAAACAAGGGAAUAAUACAUGGUGGUCUGCUCCACCCUGGAAUCCACUGCUUCCGUCUGUUUUGGAGGAUGGAGGCUUUUUAUUCCCUAUGGUAUGUUUGUUUACAUUUGCCAUGAAAAGCCACUGAUGAGGUUAUGUCUCCCUUUUAAGUGUUGCAAAUACAAUUUGUAAAUUACUGUUGAUACAGAACAAUAUUUUUUAAAAUAAGAAUGUUUUGAAGGUGAAAUAACAAAUUUAUUUUGCAUUUUAAAAAAGGUGCCAUAAAAAAAUACUGAAAGGGAUGUUAGCAUACGCCCUGCCGCAUUCUCUGUAAGCAGCGUUGACCAAUUUGUCUAUGUAAGAGUCAAAUAUUUGCCAAAAGGCUAAAUCUUAAUAUGGCUGUUUUCCAUAUUGUGUACUUUGCAUUACCAUAACUAACACAACUAAUAUACUGUAAUAGACUGUAAGAGGAAGCUGAUUUGACUCCUGUUUUAAAAAAAAUACACAAAUAUUGUAACCUCACAUUUAUCUUAAAUAUUAUUUUAAAGAUUAUAACAUUUGAUUGUGAUAAACCUAAGAAAUUAUAUCAGGAAAGUUAAUACCUAUCUGUUUCCCCAGAAACUGCCCUUUUGAAUUACAAAAUAUUACAAAGUUAUUUAUUGUAUUCUAAAUUAAAUUGAUGAAUGCUAUGAACUAUCCCUAUUUAACUCAUCUGGUGUACUGGCUAUACUGUUUCAUGAAUCAUGAAUACUGCACUGUCCAAUGCUCUAAAUAUGCAUCUGGUAAAAUAGAGAAAGUCAAAGCAAUAAAACUCUUAACAAGUG